UUCGCCAGCAUGAGGAGAGUGCUGGCCAUUUUUCUGUUCCAUCUGCUCUUGGAGCAUUAUCACAGCGACGCUGUGAUAUUCAAGAUGACGAAUGCCGUCUGCGAAUCGUACAACAAAUCCUGGGUGGAGUUCAAUGUUUGCCGCUUGAGGGCCGUCAGUCGGAACAAGGUUUGCUUCAAUGUGGAUGCCAUGCUGCACCAUCCGGUCCACAAUGUGUUUGUCAAAGCGCAGCUCAUGAAGCGGGCCAACGGCUACAAGCCCUGGCUGUACAAGGUCAACUUUGAUGCCUGCCAGUUCAUUAGAAGGCGCAACAGUGCAUUGGUUCGCAUAGUUUGGGAACUGUUCAAGGAGUACUCGACGAUAAAUCAUACAUGUCCUUAUGUGGGCCUGCAGAGGGUCAAGGACUUCUAUUUGAGAUCUGAAAAGCUGCCAACGCCCAUACCAACGGGCGAUUAUCUGCUGCUCAUCGAAUGGGUGUUCAACAAAAAGCCGCAGGCUGCCACAAAUGUUUACUUUACCUUCGUGGAGGAUCUAUGAAAGAAUAGCACGUGGCUUUGUCAGUCAUUUGUCAUUAAUAAAACUGUUUAGUAGCGCGUU
This is a messenger RNA of Drosophila obscura, 597 nucleotides long. RefSeq lists its product as uncharacterized. The coding region runs from base 10 to 537 and encodes 175 amino acids. The record is from RefSeq and is a predicted model, not a curated record. The transcript has 3 exons. Lineage: Eukaryota; Metazoa; Arthropoda; Insecta; Diptera; Drosophilidae.